This is a messenger RNA of Cuscuta campestris, 1696 nucleotides long. The record is from the annotation of a GenBank genome assembly. Lineage: Eukaryota; Viridiplantae; Streptophyta; Magnoliopsida; Solanales; Convolvulaceae.
AACAACAUGAUGAGACACCCUUCUCCGAAUUGCUAUGACAAAACUUCUAAUCUAGGAUUUUUAACCCGAACUCUGUUCAGAUCCGCUUCGGCUAUCACAUCUCCACCGAGAUCACGAAGACAAACGUGUUGGCAGCCCUCUCUUUAAGCUCUGGUUCAUCUCCUGGUUGUCACGAUCUGGUUUGGCGUUGAAGAUCUCAUUCUUGAUGUAGAUCGUAACCUUCUUCACGCAUGGGAAGCUCCGGGACGCGACGGGAAUGCUCUACAUCAGCGUAUAUUCUUUGUUUUCCCUCUCAAUCGCUCCAAGUAAUUCCCAGGACCUGCUACGUAUUUAUAGGCUUCUCUCAACACAAUCCUAGUAGGAAUAAGAUAGUAGAAGUUGGCUUGAACUCUACUUCCUUAAUCUUGAUCCACAAGUAGCCUAAAGAGUUGGGAUUCCUUAGCAUGUACAGCUGGAGUUAUUAUCAUGUAACCACAAUCCCAAUAGGUCUCUAAUUCAGAUUGCAGCUUAAAAUCCCGUGCUCAGACCUCUGAUCCCGCACACUGUGUUGCAGCAUCGUGCUGUAGCAUCUUCUGCGUCAACCUCGAAAACUGCAGCAGCUCUAGAAGUCUAAAUAAAAUAAACCUCUCCUAACAAAUAGAGGUUUCUACCUAGCAAAACUCCUAACAAACAUGGGAUUCUAUUUUGCCAAAAGAUUAGCCAACACCAUGGAACCAACAGCAUUGUGGUAAAUAUGGGACUUUUACAUAUGUUGGCACAUGUAAUGGUCUCAUUUGCCUCGUUGUUUGCAGACCUUCUUGGGAUAUAGUUUUGUGGAAUCCGUCCAUCCAUAAACAUUUUAUUCUGCCCAGAUUUGCGUGCCAGCAGGUCCGUGACCAUUUUCCCAGCUGUCUUGGUUUUGGGUUUGAUGCAUUGUCCGAGGACUAUAAGGUUAUUCUAAUUGCGCGUGAGGGCGGAGACCAAGAGAUUUGGUUGUUCUCCUUGAAUAACUGUUCUUGGUUUAGGCUUACUGAAUUUUCUCCCAAGCAUUGCUGGUAUGGAGUUAGGGAGCUAAGGCAGGCUGUUUUUGUGAAUGGUGCUUUGCACUGGAGCGGAGUUUUGGAUUUUAGGCAUGUGAUAAUGGCUUUUGAUCUUAGCACUGAAAAAUUUUACGUGAUGAAUUAUCCAACAGCUUUGGUUUAUUUUGAUCCUCGAAUCUCAUUGAUUAAAUAUGAAGGUUCCAUUGCGGUGGUUACCCCUCGCUUCUUUAAUUGCAAUCAAGUUGACUGCUGGGUAAUGAAGGAGUACAAUUUAGAUAGUUCGUGGGUGAAUGUGUUACGUCCUAUGGAAGAAGACGGAAAUUCAGGUUUUGGUGAACACUUGAUGGAUGUAUUUGGGGUUCGGAAGAAUGGGGAGCUUUUAGUGAAUUCGAGUGGGGGGCGUUUUUCUGUGAGGGAGAUAGCUUUACUGGAUUUGAACUGCCACCGAAAAGAGCAACAGCUAAAGCAUCUUGGAAUCUGGACCCACCAUACUCAUUCAUCUGUUGUAAGCUUCGUGGAGAGCCUGGUGUUAUUUGACAAAGGGGAACAAGAUGCUGAGGGGCAGUUGGAGUGAAAGUGCAAUGCCAUUAGCCAGAAUGGCCAGCAAGGUGUACGGGGAUUCAUUGCAGCAGCAAUGAUGAAGUAAAGUAGCGAGAUAAUAAAUGCAGGGGAGACGA